Messenger RNA from Mustela erminea (ermine), 2427 nucleotides. RefSeq names its product patatin like phospholipase domain containing 5 (gene PNPLA5). Gene Ontology annotation, molecular function: triacylglycerol lipase activity. Gene Ontology annotation, cellular component: membrane; cytoplasm; lipid droplet. The transcript is spliced from 8 exons. The coding region runs from base 54 to 1301 and encodes 415 amino acids. Lineage: Eukaryota; Metazoa; Chordata; Mammalia; Carnivora; Mustelidae. The record is from RefSeq and is a predicted model, not a curated record. Gene Ontology annotation, biological process: triglyceride catabolic process; lipid homeostasis.
CUCCAGCGCCCCCUGCCCGGCCGCCGCGCCCCAGCCCGGCCGACCGCACUGCCAUGCGCUGCUACGAGGACGAGGGCAGUUGGAGCCUGUCCUUCUCGGGCGCCGGCUUCCUGGGGCUCUACCAUGUGGGCGUGACCCGCUGCCUCAGCGAGCGCGCCCCGCACCUCCUCCAGGGCGCCCGCCGCUUCUACGGCUCCUCGUCCGGGGCGCUCAACGCCAUCGCCAUCAUCGCCGGCAAGUCCGUCGACUUCUGCUGCUCCCAUCUCCUGGGCAUGGUCAAGCAAGUGGACAGGCUGAGCCUGGGUAUCCUCCACCCUGCCUUCGCACCCAUCGAGCACAUCAGGCAGCAGCUGCAGGACAGCCUGCCCUCCGAUAUCCACAUCGUGGCCUCCCAGCGGCUGGGCAUCUCGCUGACUCGCUGGCCGGAUGGACACAACAUCAUAGUCACCGACUUUGCAACCCGUGAUGAAGUCAUCCAGGCUCUGGUCUGCACCCUCUACUUUCCUUUCUACUGUGGGACAAUUCCCCCCGAAUUCAGAGGGGAGCGCUACAUCGACGGGGCUCUGAGCAACAACCUCCCCUUUGCGGACUCGCCCUCCACCAUCACUGUGUCCCCUUUCCACGGGACAGUGGACAUCUGCCCCCAGAGCUCAUCGGCCAGCAUGCAUGAGCUGAAUGCCUUCAAUGCCAGUUUCCAGAUCUCCACAAAGAACUUCUUCCUGGGGUUCGCCGCCCUCGUACCCCCCAGCCCUGAGGUGGUAGCCGACAGCUGCAGACAAGGCUACCUGGACGCCCUCAGGUUCCUGGAGAGACGCGGACUUACCAAGGAACCAAUUCUUUGGAUGUUGGCAUCAAAGGAGCCCCCACCCCCGGCUGAUGGGAGCCAGGACACCGGCCACGACAGAGGCCAGAAGGGGGACCUGUCUCUCAACUGGGCGGUGCCCAACGUGCUGGUCAGGGACGUGCCCGACUUUGAGCAGCUCUCACCAGAGCUGGAGGCGGGCUGGCGGUGUGGCUGCCCAAUAUGCCGAGCGACUUGUGGUGGAUGUGGGGUGUGCUGCAGAGCUUCGCCCUCGAGAUCUACUCCAGGUCGAAGGACCAGCUCCUCCAGCUGGUCAGCCUGCCUAUCACCAGUCCCCUCCAGCUUGGGGCAGCUCUUCUUGUGGACCUGGCCAAGGGCUCAGACCUCCCCAUCAGGCCUGAGGGGCAGUAAGCAGGGCCAGCCCACUGACUGGCCUCCCCUGGUCCUUGCCUUGGCCCUCACGCUGUGCCCAGAUCUGCCCCCAGUCCUCGGGUCCUGACUAGUCUUCUGGAGCUCAGAGCUCCGUGUCGUGCUGUCUGCUGAACGGAGGGCGGAAGGGACAGCCCCUCUUUGCCCUCCACUCUUGCCCCUGACUGUGUGGGCGGUGGCCCCCAGGAGCCAGAAGGGGUCCCACCAGCCCCUCCGUAGCCCCUGUUCCUUGGAGCCCCUCCCUGGGGCCUGAGGACUUCUUUUUUGGGAAAGGCCCAGCCUGUUGGUAUGUCGCUUGGUAGCUGUGUCCAGGUCACUCUGACAUCAGAGGGAAAAAGGAAGGUAGGAGCUGAGGCACACAUCUUGGUUUUUGAAUUUCCAUGUUGAGGACCCUGGGCCAGCAUCUACUGAGAAGCAGGGUUCGGGUACUUUUACCGAACCAUUUUCAGAGUGCUUUACCGAAGAUCAAGUGUCAGUGAUCAGAAGGCAGAUGGAAAUGACGGGCUGGGGUGCGCCUCCCCUCAGGUCCUCUCUCUGACUUCCUGUGUCCUGCACUUGCCCCAGCGUGACCCCCAUGGUCUGCCUCAUUCCUACAGCCUUGAUCUCUGGCUUCCUACCGGGUCCAUCCAGCAGGAGCCCCCGCAGCAGACGGGACGGUGGGAGGAGAGAGGGGGCGUCAGCAUCUCAGAAGCUCACCUGUAUGUGUCCUGUUGGGGUGCCCAAGGGCCCCAGGCUGCCAGCACCGUGACACCACCCCCUUAUUCUUUAGGAAAGUUCAUGGUACAGUAGUGCCUGCACGCCCCCCCCGCCCAGGCCCCUUUCUUUCUCAGGCAGAGAGGAGACGGGGACACCAGCCCUCCUCUAGUCUCUCCUGGGAGCUGACCCCCUUUCUGUCCUCAGAGCAGAACCCACAGCGUGUCUUGGCCAGGCCCUUAUGAGACACUCAGCCUGAGCAGGGAUGGGGGGAGGUGGGGAAAUGGAGGCAGGUCCAAGGGAAAAAGGGAGAAAAGGAAUAAAUCUAAACAAAAGAGAUAACAAGUCAUUCCUUUGUUCAUUCAUUCAUUCAUUUAUUUGAUUUUUGCUUAAUGGGUGGUAGGCUCUGGGGUCACAGCAGUGAAUAAGACUUACAUUCUGGGGGCACCUGGGUGGCUCAGUGGGUUGAAGUCUCUGCCUUCCACUUGGGUCAUGAUCCCAAG